AAAAAUUCAUCUAAAACAUCUCUCUCUCUCUCUCAACUUCUCAAGAACAUUCACACAAGGAAUGUCGAUUAUAUAGUGAGAGAAACUGAUAUAGAUAGAUAUAUUUUGAGAGGGAGAGAGAGAGGAUGGGAGGGGUGACUUCAUCAAUGGCGGCGAAGUUCGCGUUUUUCCCACCGAGCCCUCCGGCGUACAAGCUAAUUACGGACGAUGCCACUGGUCUCCUUCUCUUGGACCCUUUCCCUCACAGGGAAAACGUGGAGGUGUUGAAGUUGCCGACUCGUCGAGGCACAGAGAUCGUCGCUGUCUAUGUUCGUUACCCUAUGGCUUCCUCUACUCUCCUUUACUCCCAUGGAAAUGCGGCUGAUAUUGGUCAGAUGUACGACCUUCUCCUCGAAUUGAGCAUUCACUUGCGACUCAAUAUCAUGGGGUAUGACUACUCUGGUUAUGGGCAGUCAACUGGAAAGCCGAGUGAGCAGAAUACUUAUGCAGAUAUCGAAGCUGCAUACAAGUGUCUUGAAGAGAGCUAUGGUGCUAAGCAGGAAGAGAUCAUUCUUUAUGGCCAGUCUGUUGGAAGUGGUCCGACCUUAGACCUUGCAGUGCGUUUGCCUCGACUAAGAGCUGUUGUUUUACAUAGUCCUAUAUUGUCAGGCUUAAGAGUCAUGUAUCCUGUGAAGCGGAGCUAUUGGUUUGACAUCUACAAGAACAUUGACAAAAUUCCAUUGGUGAAGUGUCCUGUUCUGAUCAUUCAUGGAACUUCUGAUGAAGUUGUUGAUUGCUCUCACGGUAAACAACUUUGGGAGCUGUGCGAAGAAAAAUAUGAACCAUUGUGGCUUAAAGGGGGAAAUCACUGUGACUUGGAACUUUUUCCCGAGUACAUUAGGCAUCUGAGGAAGUUUGUAUCUACGGUGGAAAAAUCACCCUCACAGAGAAUCAGUUCGAGGAAAAGUGUAGACCGGCCUGAACAUUCCAGGAAGAGUACUGAUUGUUUUGAGGUUCCAAGGAAGAGUACUGACAGGAGAGAGAAACCAAGACGAAGCACAGACAAGUCUGAAAAAUUGAAAAUCCACGAAUACAAAUUUAAUCACAAUGACAAACUUGCAAAGGUAAGACUAUCUGUUGAACAGAUGGAGAGGUCUCGGCGGAGCGUGGAAUACCAUGAGAAAUCUCGGAGGAGCAUCGACCAACAGCUGGAAAGAGCAAGGAAGAGUGUUGAUUGGUUGGAUAGGAUACGAGCUGGUUAGAAAGUGUGUAUGAUACCAUAACACCCAUUGUAAAAUAUUUGCACCCAACUUUUUAUUGAUGGAAAAGGGGAGAGAAAAAGAGGGGGAUCGGAAAAGAAAAAAAUUGGUGAUGUAACUUAUGGGUUUUAUUCAAACAUUUGAAUCAUUAAUUUGAUCUACUACUUGUGAUGAAAUCGGUUGUGUCUGAUUCUCUGGUUUAACUUGUAA
Messenger RNA from Camellia sinensis, 1448 nucleotides. RefSeq lists its product as uncharacterized. The record is from RefSeq and is a predicted model, not a curated record. Lineage: Eukaryota; Viridiplantae; Streptophyta; Magnoliopsida; Ericales; Theaceae.